AAAAAUCACUUAUAACAGAGAGAGAGAGAGAGAGAGAGAGAGAGAGAGAGAGAGAGAGAGAGAGACCGUGAAUGUGGUUGUUUUGUGUCUGAAAUGCAUUCAACUACGUGCAACACCGUCGUUUCACCUUUCCACCAUCAUACUCGCCGGAGCAACAUUCGGAACCCUAGCCAAUUUCGCGUCAAAUCCUCAAUCCUCAUUCCCAAACAGGACACCAAAUUAAAGGAGCCUUUCUCCGAUUCCAUAUCUCGCCGUCUCAUCCUUCUUCGCCAUGCCGAAAGUUCCUGGGAACCUUCAAUUCGCGAUCAUGACCGACCUCUUAGUAAGUCGGGGAAGGAAGAUGCUGUGAAAGUUUCCCUCAAGCUCCAACAGUUGGGUUGGAUUCCUGAACUUAUAUUAACUAGCGAUGCGGCACGGACUAAGGAGACACUCAAGAUAAUGCAGGAGCAAGUGCAGGAACUACUAGAAGCCGAGGUUCAUUUUGUUUCUAGUUUCUAUUCGAUUGCGGCUAUGGAUGGUCAAACAGCAGAUCACCUUCAAAAGGUUAUUUGUAGAUAUUCAAGUGAUGAGAUACUAACAGUCAUGUGCAUGGGACAUAACAGGGGGUGGGAAGAGGCUGCUUCAAUGUUUUCUGGGGCAUCUGUAGAAUUAAAGACAUGCAAUGCCGCACUACUCGAGACUGCCGGGAAAUCUUGGAAUGAGGCAUUUUUAGCAGCAGGAUUCGGUGGGUGGAAGCUUCAAGGCAUAUUAAAACCAAGUAGCUAGCUAGUCAAGAUUUUCCAUACUGGCUAAUCUUGCUUAUAGACGCGCAAAAGAUCAAGUUGGAAGCAUCAUUGCUUGUUAUAGGAAUCCAAACCGCGCAGUUUGGUCAAUGCGUGAUUGCUACAGAGCUGAUAUGACUAGGAAAAGCAUACUAAGAUGGAAAACGAUGCAAAAAGGGUCGGUUAAAUUCUGUUUAAUUUGGCAGCUAUGAACUGUUUCUAUUGACAUUCAAUAUGAAGCAUUGCUGAGGAUAAUGUGUAGGAAACAAUCCCUCACCUCAUUUACUGCUUGGUAUAGUAUUUACUGCUUAGUAUAGUAUAUAAAGCAUAUAGGUUCAUUGAAUUGAACUCAUGCUACUCAGUUGUUACUGUUUAACAGACACAACUUUGUGUUUCAAAGAAAAAAAAAUUGCUUAUGUAUAAUGUUACCUGUUACUUUACUCUAUGUUACUCUUCCAUCUUGAAAAUGAAGAUUAUAAAAAUUCAAUUUUGAAA
Molecule: messenger RNA, 1256 nt
Organism: Trifolium pratense (red clover)
Lineage: Eukaryota; Viridiplantae; Streptophyta; Magnoliopsida; Fabales; Fabaceae
Exons: 5
Coding region: 94-765 (223 amino acids)
Source: RefSeq, a predicted model, not a curated record